AUGUCGACCUCCCUCCCGACCAAAUCGUCCAACGCGCUCCUCUCGGUCAACUUCAACCAGGACCACUCGUGCGUCGCCGUCGGUACACGCGAUGGCUACUCGAUCACAAACUGCGAGCCCUUCGGGCGUGUCUACACCAACAACUCCGGCCCUACCUCGCUCGUCGAGAUGCUCUUCUGCACCUCUUUGGUCGCACUCGUGGCCACUUCCGACUCGGAUCCCAAGAGCAACGCCUCUCCACGUCGGCUGCAGAUCGUCAACACGAAACGUCAGUCGGUCAUUUGCGAACUGCUGUUCCCCACAGCCAUUCUGGGCGUGAAGCUCAACCGCAGGAGACUUGUCGUUGUGUUGGAGCAGGAGAUCUAUAUCUACGACAUCAGCAACAUGAAGCUGUUGCAUACUAUCGAGACCAGUCCAAAUCCGAUGGCCAUCUGCGCGCUUUCGCCUAGCUCGGACAACUGCUUCUUGGCAUACCCGUCACCGGUACCGUCGCCGACCAGUCCGUUUGCCAACCCGGCAGGUGGAUCCGGCAGUGCAGGGUCUUCGGGGAGUGGAUCGGGUUCUGCUGCGGGAGGCACAGCGGGAGACGUAUUGAUCUUUGACCUGCUCUCCCUCUCAGUCACCAACGUGAUUCAGGCACACAAGACGCCCAUCUCGGCACUGGCGCUCAAUUCGACAGGGACACUGCUCGCCACUGCUUCCGACAAGGGCACUGUCAUCCGCGUCUUCUCCGUCCCCGCUGCACAGAAGCUGCACCAGUUCCGGAGGGGGAGCUACGCGGCCAGGAUAUACAGUCUCAACUUCAAUGCUGUCAGCACCCUGCUGGCCGUGUCAUCGGAUACCGAGACCGUGCACAUCUUCAAGCUCUCCUCGGGCUCCAAGUCGGCGGCGGGGAGUAACGGCCAGAACUCGCCUUCGCUCAGCUCGUUCGACGGGAAUUCGGACACCUCGUCGCCGCCUGGGUCGGCCAACGGCUCGUCGAACGGCGCCACGCGCGGAGGGUACGAGGCGUUCAUGGGCAAGUCGCGCUCGGAUCGCUCGACGGGCGGGAUAAGCGGCACGCUUCGACGCAGGAGCAUGGCGCUGGGACGCGGGAUCACAGGCUCCGUGGGCGGCUACCUGCCCAACAGCCUUACCGAGAUGUGGGAGCCCAGUCGCGAUUUUGCCUUUCUCAAGCUGCCGACGCAGGGCGUGUCGAGCGUGGUGGCGUUGAGUGCGACCACGCCGCACGUCAUGGUGGUCACGAGCGAGGGGUAUUUCUACAGCUACAACAUCGAUCUCGAGCACGGAGGCGAGUGCGUGUUGAUGAAACAGUAUUCAUUGCUCGAUGGCGAGUCGGACAGCAGUGCCGCCGCCGGCGCCGCGGCUGGAUCGAACGGCGAUUGA
Molecule: messenger RNA, 1386 nt
Organism: Sporisorium graminicola
Lineage: Eukaryota; Fungi; Basidiomycota; Ustilaginomycetes; Ustilaginales; Ustilaginaceae
Exons: 2
Coding region: 1-1386 (461 amino acids)
Biological process (GO): autophagy of mitochondrion; protein localization to phagophore assembly site; nucleophagy
Cellular component (GO): cytosol; extrinsic component of membrane; phagophore assembly site membrane
Molecular function (GO): phosphatidylinositol-3,5-bisphosphate binding; protein binding; phosphatidylinositol-3-phosphate binding
Source: RefSeq, a predicted model, not a curated record